This is a messenger RNA of Rotaria sordida, 1281 nucleotides long. The record is from the annotation of a GenBank genome assembly. Lineage: Eukaryota; Metazoa; Rotifera; Eurotatoria; Philodinida; Philodinidae.
AUGGGAAACAUAUUGGAAUUAUUAAAAAAACACGUAUUUCGUCGUCGCGAGGCAAAUUCUAAGUAUUCUCGUUCACAACCAGAUCAUCCAGAGCGUCUUCCUGUAGAUAAAUUAACAACAAUUGAAAAAGUUACGCAAGAACCUAACCAACUACCAAUAUCAACAACAACACAAACAGUGGCUUCAUCAAACGUAUGUAGCGAUUUUUAUUUGGCAUGUCGUCAUAACAACUUGGAUGAAGUUCAAAAGAUACUUCCAACAAUGACACUUGAUAAUGUAGAUCGAAUGGAACCAAACGGUAGUACAGCAUUGCAUGCUGCAUGUUAUCAUGGUCAUCAUAGAAUUGUAAAAUUAUUAUUGGAAAUAGGAGCCAACAGAGCAAUACCGAAUAAGUAUAAAUGUUUACCAUAUGAUGAAGCAAAGAAUGAUGACAUCAAAGAACUUUUUCUUCGCAUGCCGAAUAGUGAUCGACUUGUAUCGAGUACCGGUGCUAUUGAAUGGGAAUUAAUUGAUGAUGAUGACGUCCUGGGAAAAGCAGUGCAAGAACGGCAUAUUAUUAAAUCAUUGUAUGACAAUGUCACCAAGACUACUCCUAUCGAUAAAAUGUUCGAAAACAUUGAAAAAAACUAUAUUAACAAGGGAUUAAAUACUAUCGGUGGUAUUGAAAAAAUCAGACGUUUUUUUCGACAAGCUACUGAAAAAAAAGAUCCAAUAUGGAUAAUCACAGCUUACACAGCUGAAACAGAUUUCUAUAGAGUUUUGAAUACUGAAAUAGCGACUGGUACUACUAAAUAUCAAAGUGAACGAAGAUAUAUUAUAGCAUUAAUUUCACAUCAUCACAGCUUGGAAAAAUUGACAUUUAUUGGUGAUGCUUAUCGAGUGAUGCAAAUAAAUAAUGAUGAUUUGAAAAAAUAUCAAAUUGAUCAUUUAUUAAUGACAAAAUCAUUUUUAUCGUCAUCAAUUGAUCAAAAAAUUGUCGAAUUAUAUGCAUGUCAACAAGACGAAGCGGCACAAUCACAAAUUGGUGUAAAGGCACGUUUGAAAGUCGAUGGAACCAUAAUUAAAUCAUGGAUACUAUGUAAAUAUCGAAUUAAACAUCGACGUACCGCUUUACAUAUUGAAGAUUUGUCACAAUAUGCAAACGAAGGUGAAAUAUUAAUUAUGCCAUAUUCUGUAUUUAAAAUUAAAAAAAUAGAACAAGUUCAACUUUCAUUUUCCAAGAAUGUUCAAUAUGUCACUGAAAUCGAUCUAGAAGAAUGUGAUCAAUAUUUACAAACAUAA